AUUAAGACAAAACUACUUGCCGGUCACUCUUUCUCUUUCUCUCUCUUUCGCUCUCAGAGCACACUCACGCAGCACAUUAACUCUCGUUGAGCAUUUGAGAGAUGGAUACACAUAGAACGUCCACAGGCUAAAAUCCGUCUCAGGCAUUCCUUUUUCCAACUUUUUAAACAAAUUGCAACUUAAAGCCCUGAUUUUUUUUUUUUUUUUUUUUGCUCUCUUGGAGAUACCGUUUCUUCCUCCUUCCGCUCAAGUUUCAUCAUGGAUACUGCUCAAUGGCCACAGGAGAUAGUGGUGAAACCGAUAGAAGAGAUAGUCACAAAUACAUGCCCAAAGCCAGCCCCUUUAGAUAGGAAGACAAGGCCUCAAAAAGAAGCACCACCUUUGAAUUGUCCAAGGUGCAAUUCUACCAAUACCAAGUUCUGUUACUAUAACAACUACAGUCUCACACAACCGAGGUAUUUCUGUAAGACUUGUAGAAGGUACUGGACUGAAGGUGGGUCUCUGAGAAAUAUUCCUGUUGGAGGUGGUUCAAGGAAGAACAAGAGAUCUUCAUCAUCAUCAUCUUCUUCUUCCUCAUUUUCAUCUUCUUCUUCUUCAUCAUCAAAGAAGCUUCCUGAUCUUGUUACACCACCAAGACUGUCACAGUCUUCUACUCAAAACCCUAAGAUCAAUGAAGGACAAGAUCUCAACUUAGCUUUCCCAGUUUCUCAAGGUUUCAGAAGUAUCUCUGAAUUUGUUCAAGUUCCGGAUAUUGACAGCAACAACAACAAGAACCACCAAAUUCCUUCUUCUUCAUCAACUACAUCUCACCUUUCAGCUUUGGAGCUGCUCACCGGAAUUUCUUCAAGAGGGUUGAAUACUUUCAUGCCGAUGCAGGUUCCAGAUCCAGGCGCUGUUUAUACACCUGGCUUUGCUAUGCAAGAUUUUAAACCAACCCUAAAUUUCUCUUUAGAUGGACUUGGAGUAAAUGGGUAUGAGAGUCUCCCUGGUGUUCAACAGACUAGCACUGGAAGGCUGUUGUUCCCAUUUGAAGAAUUGAAACAAGUUUCUAGUUCAACUGAUAUUGAACAGACUAGAGAGCAUGGAGAUUCUUCUGGCUAUUGGACUGGAAUGUUAGGGGGAGGAUCAUGGUAAAAUAUAUAUGAUUAAAAAAUAAUUUGGGUCUUUUUCUUUAUUAUUAUUUUUUUUUGGGUUUUUUUUUCUUAACUUAAAUGAAUUUGUUAAGGUGGGUGACUUGUUUGGAUUUCUCAUUACUAACAAAUACUAGGGUACAUGGAUUUCUUUCUCUCUUUACUUUGCCUCUUUGUUUAUUAUCUUCCUUGCUCUUUGGUAAUGGCGUUGGAAUUUGAAGCUUAAUUUUUGGUUGGCUUCAGAAUGGUGGUGACAUGAGAUACUGAUCAUCAGUCAAGCUUGAUAUAUAAAUUGGCCCAGAUUCUUUUAGGGUAAAGUAAAUUACAAGUAGAAGAGGGCUUGCUUUAUGCCCUUUAUUUCAUGUUAUCAUGGAUCCACAGAAAGAGAGGAGAAGGGCAACCCGGUAUUUAUGUGUUACUGCUUGCUUGGUACAAAUUAUAAAUAAUGUAUAAUGUGCAAGUUUGUAAGGAGUUUCUUACAGGUGAAAAUUGCUUUGUGUUAUUAAAUGUACUGAUCAAAUCUCAAAAAGUUGCAAUGGUGGCAUGAAUUCUCUCCA
Molecule: messenger RNA, 1687 nt
Organism: Mangifera indica (mango)
Lineage: Eukaryota; Viridiplantae; Streptophyta; Magnoliopsida; Sapindales; Anacardiaceae
Product: dof zinc finger protein DOF4.6-like
Exons: 2
Coding region: 259-1134 (291 amino acids)
Biological process (GO): regulation of DNA-templated transcription
Molecular function (GO): DNA-binding transcription factor activity; DNA binding
Source: RefSeq, a predicted model, not a curated record